This is a messenger RNA of Durusdinium trenchii, 1790 nucleotides long. NCBI's taxonomy places the organism in Eukaryota, Dinophyceae, Suessiales, Symbiodiniaceae. The record is from the annotation of a GenBank genome assembly.
CCAUCAUCAUCAUCAUCAUCAUCAUCAUCAUCAUCAUUCAGCAUCAGCAUGAGAAUCACCGAACAGGAAGUGCAGGGAUGUUUCCUAAUCUAUCCUGAUUGCGGGGGCCACCCAGUGCAGGGGUGGAAUCUCCCAUGGUGGUGGAAGAAGCCAUGGUGAUUGGGCAGCAGAGCAUCUCGAGCUGGAGUGGCGAGGCGUCGUAUGACUUGGAGGACGAUUUGCAUUCCAAGGUUGCGAAUUACGUGGCAAAAAUGGACGUCGAGCCUGAAGCCUUGAGAGUUACCUUUGCAUACAAAGCCCUUCAAGGCUGCGCACAAGCACUCAGGUUACCAGCUUCCUCUGUUUACCUGCAUAGGGAGAGCUUUCGGAGUGAAAAAGUAUCUUGCUUUUGGUCGCAUUCGUGGCACGGUGGACCCUGGAUGAAAAUCCUAUCACUCAUGACUCGCUACAAUGGUUUACCAGCAGUUCUUUUGGGUUUCUUCACUGCUGUUCUUGCAACUGGGCUCUUCAGUUAUGGCUUCCUGCCGGGCAUAAGUGGCUUUCCUUCAGACCCUGGCUUGAAGUGGUCAGCCUGGUCACUGGGAAGUGGCUUCGCAGUAGCGCUGAUUACAUUUUUCCUUUGGCGGCCACAGCAGCUGGUGUUCCUUGAUGGAAUUUGCGUCAAUCAGCAUGACCAUCAGCAAAAGGCAGCAAGCAUAUUUAGUUUGGCAGGGAUCUUGAAAAGGUCGGAUCAAAUGCUCGUUUUGUGGGAUUCCACCUGGAGCGAUCGCUUGUGGUGUGUCUUCGAGCUGUCAGCCUUUCUGAAAAGCAAACAGGCGAGUGAACGAGUGUUGGUUAUCAGCCCCACGUUUCUGGGGCCAUGUUCAAUCAUACUCUUUAUCAGUGUGUUUAUUAUGAUGUUGCCUGUGAUCAUUGUCCCGAUGCUGGGUCUCUAUUCUGCUUCGGGGCAGUCCGUUUUCCUCAUCCCUACCUGCAGUGCCGUUCUCUUCAUCUUCGUCACUGGCUAUUUCGUUGUUGUGGCCCUCCGCAGGUAUUUCCGCUCGGUAGAGACAUUGAAGGAAAAGCUGCGCAACAUCAACUUCGAUAAUACCAGAUGCGCGUGUUGCGAUCAAGGCCAUCUUUGUGAGGGAGCCCCAAUGUUGUGCGAUAGAAGAAUUGUCAAGAAAUGUGUCUCAAUUUGGUUUGGCAGUCCAGAGGCCUUUGAAGACUACGUCCGAUCUGAAGUUUUCCAGGCACUAGUGCAGGAGUUGCAAGAGAAUGUCUUCACCCGAACCUGGAACCUUUCUGUAUCCAUUCCAAUUCUUUGGGCCUUCCUGGACUUUGGAGCGUCUUGGGCAUUGGGAGAGCGUGAAGAAGCAGCCAUUGGUGCGUGGAUUGAGGGCAUUGUGCUAUGGUUCUGGUGUGCCCCGAUCUUCAUAGAUUAUUGCACCUUCUUUGCGCGCAAGUACUGCAAGUGCGGAACUAGCAAGUUCCGGGAGGUGUUGCAGAACCUAAAAGUACUGCUGAUAGGAUCUGUCUUCUUUGCUGUGAUCCUUACAAGCUACAUCCUUCUGACCGCAGGAGGUCUCAGGGCUACGGGAGUCUUUGCAGGAGUGUGGUCCACCCUGGGCCUUUGCCAUGUUCUGUACGACGCUUUUAAGGCUUGGUAGGUGAAACUGGAGCAGAGCUGCUCGCGAAAGCGGAGAAAGGUGAAAUCGGCAGUCCAUGAAAAGUCGUUUCCAGAUGGGAGGAACACCACUAAAUCAACUAAUUAUCAUUAAGUCACUUCCAGGUUUGCCGAGCACCUCGCC